Patiria miniata (bat star) is the source of this 2161-nucleotide messenger RNA. RefSeq lists its product as uncharacterized. The transcript is spliced from 2 exons. Bases 291 to 1325 code for a protein of 344 amino acids. The record is from RefSeq and is a predicted model, not a curated record. Lineage: Eukaryota; Metazoa; Echinodermata; Asteroidea; Valvatida; Asterinidae.
AAGAGGAACGAAAUAAAAAUUGAGAGAAGCCGAGCAGAGUUCGAUUUCUGUGGUACCUCACCGGGCCCCAUUGUCUCCCCACCCGGGGUGUUCCUUGUACUCGGCCGGUCGCUAGUCCUUGUAAUGUCUCACGCACAAUUUCAGAAAUACGGUUGAUUCCUCCCUAAUAGGAUUUUGAAAAGAACAAAAAUACAGCGAGGAAACUAGCACAUAUUCUAAGUCUUGAUCCUCGUGUCACCAUGCAAAUUGGCGGUGGCGUGUUUGUGUGAAACAAUUGCGUUUCUUUGGACAUGGUAUUUGCAGCAACCGAGAUAACCGACAAUGAUGCCUGCUGUCGUGAGGUAUGGUAUGGACCCACCACUGACCCCAUGAAACACACCCAGCAACCGGAGACCAGCCAGCGCCAGGCGGUGCUAACGCCCCACCCACCCUCGCCAUCCUCCCCGCCCAUCCAACGCACCGCCAUCUACCAACUCACUCCAGCCCCACAGGACCUCAUGACGCCUAAGACCAACCUCCCAGUCGCUCUGGAAGCGAUGAGCAGCGUCUGGCUGCCGUCAAAUCAGGACCCCAGGCAGAAGGACACGGCGUUACCGGUCAUCGAGGGCCAACGAGGGCCCAUCCGGGCCGGAGACAACCGCCAAAGGCAACCGUACAUCGCCAUGGUGCCUACUCCAAGGACCGGUGCCAAGAGGAGCCACGGCAUCAUUAGGAGUUGCUUCUCGGAUAGCUUCCUUCAUACGAGAGUGGAGCCGCUAGAUGACAGCCUGAACACGCCAUCCAGACCCUUUAGGGGUCUGGUACCGACGUCCCAGGAUCACAGGCGUCCCUCAACACCGAUAGUAGAAAGCGCCACAAAAACUGCCAUCAGAGCUAGGAGACAGAGGUACUUCAGCUCCACAGAUUCACCAAGGACUCGACAGCAAGAGACGGGGAAAGGAACCCCGGUGGGACGGUACGAAUCCUCCACGAAGCUUCCCAACAGAACUAAGGGUCAGAGGGCAAUCUCGAAAGGUGGACGUUCCCACAAAGAAGCUGAGUUGAGAGACUCGGCGAAGGAGAUUGAGGACGGGUCGUUCUGCAUCUGGAAGGAGAAGACGCGAAGUUUGAGACGAGCUAGUGAAACGUCCAGCAAGGUAGAAGCUGCGACUCCAUCAAUGGACACUACCAAGACGGAAAGUAAGGAAGAGAGGAAGACGAACACAAGGAAACAAGAGGAAUUUGUCAUCAAGCACCUGAAUUACUGCAGCUCUAGGAAGACUAACCAAGUCGUCAAAUGGUUGAGGGAGGUUAACUUACAGGACAGUUUUGAAAUAAUCGAGUAAUAAGAUCUGAAAAGAUGCCAAGAUCAAGCCUUUAAGUUUGCCCUUAUGAAAACUCUAUACCCACAGUUGGCCUUCUUGUGCGAUUCUUCAUUAUUGUGUGCUUUGACUGAUAUGUGAUGUACUGCAUGCUUACUGUACGACACUUUAACAAAUUCAACACAUUAGGUCGAAAAAAAACAUCGGUCAGAAGAAUUUUCCGCUAAAAUUAAUUGCAGACUCAACAACUGUUGUACUUAGGCCCUAUUCUAUUUUGUAAAUAUAUUAUGUCAGAUAUAUUUUAUGCUGAUGAUCGAUUACUAAUAAAAUCAUAACAAUGGGAUACGUAAAGAUUUGAACCAAUUGUUUUGAUGAAAAAUUGGAAUAUGUGACAUUCUUUGACAGUGAUGCAAGCACAAUAGUUCUAUGGGCACGUUUGGUUAAUGUGUAACCGAACCUGAAACGAACCAAACAAAAAGAUACGAUAUGAUCGAAAUCAAGCUAGAAAAUGAUUUAUGCGUUCAUAGAGCAACCCCCUCGAGCGUUAAUGUGCUACAAUUACAAGGUGAUUAUCUCGUCGAUCUCCAUGGAACCUGUUUGCUCUUUGGCACCCCGUGUCAAGCAGUCCACAUUUACACCAGCACAUAAACUUGGAGUGUUUUCAAACUUUUACAGGGAUCAAUUUAGCGAGGAGCGCGCAGUGGGGUACGUUUUAUAGCGAUAGACAUACACUUUUGAUAUCUAACUUAUCGGGGAGGAAUUUUAGGGACCUCCCCUACCAUAUCGGCACCCAACUGUCCAAACACGAUCCUGUAGUAGUAAAGCGGUACAUAUAAAAAGAAGAAGAAAUGUUGGCCUGA